Molecule: messenger RNA, 2697 nt
Organism: Oncorhynchus masou masou (cherry salmon)
Lineage: Eukaryota; Metazoa; Chordata; Actinopteri; Salmoniformes; Salmonidae
Product: C3a anaphylatoxin chemotactic receptor-like
Exons: 2
Coding region: 605-1606 (333 amino acids)
Biological process (GO): complement receptor mediated signaling pathway; inflammatory response; positive regulation of cytosolic calcium ion concentration
Cellular component (GO): plasma membrane
Molecular function (GO): complement component C5a receptor activity; G protein-coupled receptor activity
Source: RefSeq, a predicted model, not a curated record
GAUGCACUAUUGUAAAGUGGCUGCUCCACUGGAUGUCAGAAGGUGAAUUCACCAAUUUGUAAGUCGCUCUGGAUAAGAGCGUCUGCUAAAUUACUUAAAUGUUAAUGUUAAAUGUUUGGUUCUGCUAUUAGAUGAAGCACAGGGAUAACAAAAUAUAUUGUAUAAAUAAAUAAAAUAUCUGACAUUGUAUUCCCAUUUGAACUUUUCUGUAUUUCUAAAUGAUUGAAAGAGCAGUGAUAAACAUUUGGCUGACAACUAAAUCGACAAGUACACAUUGUUUUUCUAUUGGAAUUUGGUUGUGCAUUUAGAUGGUUGAAUCCAUAGCAAUAACUCAUUGAAAAUCCAGCUAACUUUUGCCUGUCUUUUUGAGUUGGUUGUCGUCUCAAUGUCUCAACCAAAUAUGACCCAAUAAUCUACGUUGAAAUGAUGUGGUGUGUCCAGCGGGUACUUUCAAUACUUCUUCUUUCUUUAACUUUAAAACGCAUUUUGUCACUUUACGUUCCAUCGAUUUAGUCCCUCCCUGCCACGUUCUAUCCCUGAAAAACAAAAAACCUUUAAGAUAAGUGACAAAAUCAGAACAGAGACCUGAAGGAAGAGUGACAACAUGAAUUUCUCAGAGGAGUACUUGGAGGAUUAUUAUGACAUGUUCAUUCAAACUGACCAAUCAGAGCAGCUAAAUCAGUCCAUACGGGUGGUGUCCAUAGUCAUCUACAGCAUAACCUGUGUCCUUGGUAUCCCAGGAAACUCAUUUGUCAUCUGGAUAGCUGGAGUGAAGAUGAAGAGGACAGUCAACACUGUCUGGUUUGUAAACCUGGCUGUAGCAGACCUCCUCUGCUGUAUCUCCAUACCCUUCUCAUUAGUUGAAAUCAUAUUGAACCAACACUGGCCAUUCGGAGAGGCUAUGUGUAAGGUUAUCCCCUCUGUCAUGUAUCUCAACAUGUUUGCCAGCGUCUUCACCCUGGUUCUCAUCAGCCUGGACCGAUUUGUCCUGAUCAUCCUGCCUGUCUUGGCCCAGAACCACCGGAGCAUCACCCUGGCCUGGUUGCUGUGUGGUCUGGCCUGGGUCCUGGCCUUGCUCCUCAGUCUCCCCACCAUGAUUCAUAAUGGGACCAUCGAUAGUGUCGACAAUGACGAAAUCAUUAUGUGCACCUCUGUACACCCCCUUGGCGAAAACAACAUUAGGGGCUUCUUUUCUGCCAUCAAAGCCACCCAUGUUCCCAGGCUGGUCCUCGGUUUCCUCGUUCCCCUGACAGUCAUCGCUGUCUGCUACCUGCUCAUCGGCAGGAAGGUGAGCAGCGCUCACUUCAAGUCUCAGAGGACCUUCUGGCUCAUUCUGGCUGUGGUGGCAGCAUUCUUUGUGUGCUGGCUGCCGUAUCACACCAUAGGUAUGGUGAUUGGGUAUGGUAGGUUUGCCUCGGCAGAUGAAGCCUGGAAUUGGUACCCCCUUGCCAUCUCUCUGGCCUAUGUCAACAGCUGCCUCAACCCUGUCCUGUAUGUGUUUAUGGGCCAGGACUUCAAGGAGAGGGUCAGGGUCUCUUUUCGUAAAAUAUUUGAGAAUGUCUUCAGUGAGGAUGCCAUAACACACACAUCUGUGACUCAUGUCUGAGUCCAAAAUAUCUGAUAACUCUCCUGGGUCGUAUUCAUAAAACAGCAUACUUAAGUUAUAGAUAAUGCUAAGAGUGGCUACUUUGGGUGGCUACUUUGAAGAAUCUCAAAUAUAAAAUAUAUUUGUUUAACACUUUUUUGGUUACUACAUGAUUCCAUAUGUGUUAUUUCAUAGUUUUGAUGUCUUCACUAUUAUUCUACAAUAUAGAAAAUAGUAAAAAAGAAAGAAAAAAAACCCCUUGAAUGAGCAGGUGUGUCCAAACCUUUGACUGGAACGGUAUAUUCUUUAUUAUUGGUGUGUAGAAAAGGAACUGGGAGCCAGUGUCUAGAUUACUCUAAUCAAGGCAUUCCAAGUAAAAAAAAACAUUUUUUAUAGCCAUCCACCACUUACACAUUCCUCUCAUGCUUACUGUAAUAUCUGUCAUUUAAAAAAAUAAACAGUCUGAAGAUCAACUGACUGGUUGGCAUAGAUGUUCUCCAUUAAAGCCACAUAGUGGUUCUAUAGAGCAAUGAUAAGCAUCACACUAACCCCAUAUGAUAAACUCAUCUAUAUGAUGAUAGAGAAGUCACUGUGUAACUGAAUAAAUAUUGAAGUGUUGUGACAACAGCUUGAGUUCAUUUAUAUGUCAGAAAAUCUGAUCACUCUCGCUGACAGCUUCAUUUUCUCAAAGUUAUCUCCUGGUAUGUGAUGACUGUCAUAUUGGGUAGAUUUGAGUUUUGUUUGGAUAAGAGGAGUCAAAUAUUAUCUGAUCCCCUGCUUGGAAAUGGAAAUGUACAUUUGAACUUAAAGGAGCAAACAGCAUUUGCUACAUCAUUUGCUACAUUGUAUUUACUUUGCCACCAUGGCCUUUUUUUGCCUUUACCUCCCUUUUCUCACCUCAUUUGCUCACAUCGUAUAUAGACUUGUUUAUACUGUAUUAUUGACUGUAUGUUUGUUUUACUCCAUGUGUAACGCUGUGUCGUUGUAUGUGUCGUUGUAUGUGUCGAACUGCUUUGCUUUAUCCUGGCCAGGUCUCAAUUGUAAAUGAGAACUUGUUCUCAACUUGCCUACCUGGUUAAAUAAAGGUGAAAAAAUAAAAAUAAAAAUACAUU